This is a messenger RNA of Zasmidium cellare ATCC 36951, 960 nucleotides long. RefSeq lists its product as uncharacterized. The transcript has 2 exons. Gene Ontology annotation, molecular function: protein binding. NCBI's taxonomy places the organism in Eukaryota, Fungi, Ascomycota, Dothideomycetes, Mycosphaerellales, Mycosphaerellaceae. The coding region runs from base 1 to 960 and encodes 319 amino acids. The record is from RefSeq and is a predicted model, not a curated record.
AUGCUCGCCCUGCAACCCCAACCACCCGCCUUCUUGCCAAAAGAAUCCUUCAACACCCUCCCAGCAGAAGUCCUCCUCGAAAUCAUUCCCUAUAUACCAUUCUCCCCACACACACUCUCCUGCCUCUGCCUAACCUGCGCCCGCCUCAACGGCCUCAUAAAAUCGCACGAGCAAUCUCUCGUCUCUGACAUCAAACGCACCCAAAUCCCACGACACGCGCUACACCUCUUCCCGAGCCUCGACACAUCCACCUUCGAUGGCAUCGCAACCCUCCAUAAGCGCCUCUCCACCCUCACCGACCUCCACGACCAAUGGCUGCACAUCACCUCUCACGGCCCCGAACUCGACUGGCUCAAAGGUCGUUGGGAGUCCAUCCAUAAGACCGGCCUGCUCCUCCUCUACCGCCUCCAAGACGCCGGAAGCUACUGCAACAAAGUCGCUCUGAUCAACGGCUUACCCGCCACGAGUCUCGCGUGCUUGCUCUUCAAGCUCAUAUCGAGUAUCAAGAUUCUGAGAAUCUACGGCCCGGAACCGAUCAAUGGCAAUUGGUCGGCGGGGGACAUCAUGGCGAGAAGUGAUGUGGAGCUAGCGUUUGAGGAGAUGUUGCUGCAGUAUGGACCGGAUUUCUUCGUGGCGAUGCUGAGAGCAGGAGGGCGGGAGAAGAUGGGCGAGACCACCCAUAGCACUGAGGAUCAAUGGGCCGUCGACGCCCUCACCCACGAAGUGACAAACAUGCUCGAACGCCAAAUGCCCUCCUCCGACGGCUGGCCCAAACCACCCACCCUAACCUCCUGCAUGCGCCGCGCUUUCGCCGCCCGCUGCAACUGCCACAUCUCGCAGAACAUCGGCAAGAUGUGGGAGCUUUUAUCUUCGACGGCGUUUGAUCAGGUGGAUGAGAAGAAGAUGGUGAAGGUCGUGAAGGGUAAGGAGUUGGAGGAGGGACUGAAGCGGGUCUUUUGA